This is a messenger RNA of Andrographis paniculata, 896 nucleotides long. RefSeq lists its product as uncharacterized. Bases 114 to 740 code for a protein of 208 amino acids. Lineage: Eukaryota; Viridiplantae; Streptophyta; Magnoliopsida; Lamiales; Acanthaceae. The transcript is spliced from 8 exons. The record is from RefSeq and is a predicted model, not a curated record.
UUCAUUCAUGGCCUUCCACGAUCGACACGACUCUGUUAUCUUCUUCUUCAGCUGAAGAAGAAAGGUUUGGGAAGCUACUGAGCAGAGCAGUGCUCCUCUGUGCGGUUACACGGAUGGAGACCGCUCUCUCGUGUGCUUCGACUCGAUUUAUUACUUCUUUGUAUCAUGAUAAGCCUGGCGCUAUUCGAAGAAGUUUUCGGAGUUCGUUUGGUGGCCGAUUUUUGUACAAGAACUCGAUUUUGACAAUACGCAGUAGGAAUGUCUCAAGGGGCCGCGGAAUUGUUUCUUCUGUGCUUGGAAGGAAAGUUAAAAAAGAGACCAUCAUUCCUGACCCCGACUACCGCAUCCCAAUUGUGCUUCUCGGGAUGGCUGGUGGUUUUGUUUAUGUAGAUAAUUUAGCAGCAGCAGUUCCCAUCGGCCUACUCGGCUUGCUCCUUUUAGUCCAGAGUACAAGAGUGAGAUUUGUCUUUGAUGGGGAGGCCUUGGAGGUAAAGAUUGGAAACGAGCUUGAAGAGUCAGGUGAAAAUGCUUUUGUAGGUGGGAAAAAUCGAUGGAAAUAUUCAACAUUUGUUAACUGGGAGCUCUGGUGGCCUUCAUUUCCAAUCUUAGUUUAUUUCAAGGAGAUUCAAACAAAACCUGAAGGACAAAUACACUUUUUCCCUGUGAUUUUCAAUGGUAAACAACUUUACGAUGUUAUGGUGGAAAGAUGUGGUGCUUCAAAAACUAGCGGACCAAAAUAGUUGAAUCGAAUAGUCGAUAUUGUUGUCCAAAUAUUUAUGUUUUCUUGUAUAGAUGUUGGAAUAUACGUGAAGUAAUGGUAAAUAGUCACAUGUAAUCCUCUAAAGCAGAGUCAUAUACCCCUUGAGAUUUGUUUCACAUCUUUUACCCUUUCUCAA